Molecule: messenger RNA, 372 nt
Organism: Symbiodinium natans
Lineage: Eukaryota; Dinophyceae; Suessiales; Symbiodiniaceae
Source: the annotation of a GenBank genome assembly
AUGUCAUCAGGAAACCGCCGCGCUCGAUCGGCUCGGUCCGAUUCGGGUGAUGGCGGCGACGAGCCUACCUUCAAGAAGCUCUUGGACUCGAAGCGAGCAAAGCGACAAGGGCGGGAUCGGCGAGAUGAGGAGAAGGUAGAAGCUCCAGCGUGGCCCCCGGCGACAUGCAACGAGACGCGGGUAUUCAACGGGUUCAAAAGUUCUGGCAGCUCAGAGUAUGUCACAUGUCCGCGAAGAACGCAGAGAUCCCGACCUGAGGCCAGCCAGGGCUCGCGCUCGCCCAAGAAGGACCGCAAGAGCCGACGGCGCAGGCGGGACAUGGCGGGAAGCUGCCAGAGGUCCGGGCAAGGGCAAGGGAGAGUGACAAGAUAG